Porites evermanni is the source of this 3809-nucleotide messenger RNA. Lineage: Eukaryota; Metazoa; Cnidaria; Anthozoa; Scleractinia; Poritidae. The record is from the annotation of a GenBank genome assembly.
CUUUGCCCCUUUAAAAAUUCUGCAUCCUUCUCCAACGCAUCCAUCAUUAAAAAAGUGUCUUCUGCAGGCUCAUAAAUGUUUUCGUAAUCCGUCUUCUUCAAGUGAGCAAACGAAGGGGUCGGAAACGACAUCACAGCGUUCAGAGAACACACCAAAAGUUUUUAAAAAUAUUCGAGAACGGAUCCGUCCGCCAUGUUGUCCGUGAUCUUAUGAAAGAGCCUGGAACUUUUUUGGGACUCAGGCCCUCCCCGAUUUGCCUCCAAAGUUUCGCGUGAUCAAGUUUCGUUGUCACGAUGGAACACUUGGGGCCAAAAGAAAAGCGUCUUAAAAUUGACGAGAUCUCGAAAAACAGCGAUUCAAACAACAAUGUUUUAAUUUCAAAGGAGUCACCAUUCGACAUUCACAAUUGUAAGGAAAACCAAAGCAUUCAACGAGUUGAAAGUGAUCACGUGGAAGUCGACGCGGGAAAUGGACGUCCGGUCUGCGAGCACGGCGUGGACUGCAGCGAGACAGACUUAAUUCACUUCGCAGAUUUCUGGCAUCCCACAAAAGCAGACGGGGACGAAGAGGAUGAUCAGAAAGAGAGCAGAUCCCAUGAAGCAGAUGAAUGUGAAGUUGUAGAAUUGCCUUUUUACAGUGUCGAAGCCACCCAGGAAGUAUAUGAUGACCCUUCCGACAGCGGAUCUGACAACGGCGAUGUUGUAGAUGGAAAUUCGAACACGAUAAAGCACUGUCAAGAAAAAGACUAUAGUUUUGACAGCUUGAAUCCUCAGUAAGUGAAAAUAAACUUAUUAUAGGUUACAUUGCAGUUUAUUUGCUCAACGUGUUGAAAUGAAAAAUAAGGCAACAAACCUAAUUUAUUGGCAACACGCUGAGGAUACUGAGCAUAUUGUGUUUACCCCUAGUCACGCGACGAAUAUGGCUUGAAAUCACAAACGGUAACCUAUUUUAAAAACAUACAUUUUAGUAGAAUACUCUGUAUCAGAGGCCAGGUAUUUUUCCUUACAUCUUACCCAUCUCUCAUCAAAGCUAAAAGUAUUUGUAUUAACGGAACGGAAGUAGUACAAGUGUACAAUUUACAUUACAAUAGUUCGAUAACGUCACCCUGUUUACUCAGAAAAUGGACUUGAAAGACUAGAGUUAAUCAUUUAAUUUAAAAGAUUUCUACUUUACUGAAAAGAAAACGCUUCCGCGUCAAGGUGGUAUAAUAAUUGUGGUGAUGAUGCAAAAAGCAGCUGUUUCGGAAAAGUCAUGCGAUGGCUUCUGCAAAAUCAAAAACGUUGCGUGAGUUUUCUAAUGCGCUGGCUUAAGUGUCACGCGAUUUCUAUUGCCAUAUAGCAUGAAAGUGAAAACACUUUUUAUAAUACAAAAAUGAAGAACGUAUACAAAAAUCGUACUGUUGAAUGUAAAUAUUUAAUUUAGCGGCUAUUUAUCGAAGCCAGCAGUCAGUUCAACAGUCCACUUUCCAGUUGUGUGCUCAGUGCCCAGACCUCUGAAUAGAAGCGAGGCUGUAGGUGACCUUGUACGUUUCAUGCCUUCCCUGUUUUCACAUGUUCACAGGCUUUUUAGCACGAGAAAGACACGAUUUGUGGGAAGGUUAGUAACCGGCAACAAAGCCACCUGAGCCUCGCUUCCAUUCAAACGCCAAGACACUGAGCACCAAAUGGCCUAUUACCAGACCAGUCAUCCCACUAGUUUGAUAUCCCACGACAAUUAAAUUUAUAACAACACUGUGCUUUUCAACGAUUUGUAGACUUUCAAGAGACGAUACAAUACUGAGCCGUGGUCCCAGCAUAGUAAAGAGCUAUUCCUUGUUGUCUGAAACAGAGCGUCGAGAGCUCAUACGAAGGGCCUUUGAAAUGAAGGAUCUCUUAAAGAAAGAACUUGAUAAAACAUUAAGCAUCAUUGAAGAAAAAAACAGAGAACUUCGACGAUUUCACUCCCAGCUGGAGCGAGGGCAGUUGAUGGUUGAAGGCGAAAGAGAAGCUUUAGAUAAAGAUGAUUUGCAUUACUUUCCUCUUUUUGCUGAGAGAGAAUACAAGGAAGGCUCGGCUGCCCAAAUGCAUUUUCGCCUGGCAGGUAUUAAAAGUUGGUAAACUAUUUUACCGCCUGUGUAGAUUUGUAAUCUACCAUGACUCAUAAGUAGACGGAUAUGUAAAAAGUAAAAUCGAACCAAUUACCGCACAGAUACAAAAUUGUAGUUGUGGCCGUCUACUUUACCCAAAUUUAGGCCAAGGGGUUAAAAGAACCUUUAUUUCGACUUGCACAAAGUUAGCUUCAGUUCACAAUAGAAUUGCGCAGCACGCCAGGCAGUUUUCUUACAGAAAAAUACAUUCUUUCUUACAAUAAAUUUGCGUAGCUGAUGACGCGUGAGUGAAAAGGCUCUAUUAGGUACGAAAGGACAAGUCUAGUGUCUCUAGUCUGUUUUGUUUUCUUAUUUGUUUCAGAAUCGCAGUUUUACAGACUCGUAGACACCACAGAUAAGUAUAGAGUCACCAAGGUGGAGUAUGUCGUUAAUCCUGUGUUGAUCAGAAGAUUCCAGAAAUCUCGCCAGAAGCUGAAAAACGCACGAGGUGAAGAGAUGUCCUACCCAGUGCUGGCAUUCCAUGGAACAAAGGAGACGAACAUACAUUCCAUAUGUAACAGUGGAUUUCGUGCUCCGGGAGAUGCAAAUUUUGAACAUGCAACUGAUACAGGUGAGUACGGUCCCAGGUCAGUCUCUAAGGCAACGAUCUUAUUUAGGGCUUCACGUGUCCGUUAAAGAAUGCGUGACUGCGUGACAAAGCUUUAUGGACGUCUACGUGGUAGGCUACGAUCUUGAGCACAAUAUAAUGAAAUUCAAAGCAAACUCCUCAUCCCCCCCACCCCCUCCGAAAUCAAGGAUGAAGCCGCGCGAAAACGCGCUAUUUUUCCAUGGGUUGAUUUAUUUGGAGUAGCCCCCCUCAGUCCCAUACAGUUUGAAUCCGAAGCUGAUCUCUUCGAUAAUUCACCCCAAGAUCCUUUGCGGACUGCGGUCCAAUCUCCUCUGGUUUGAAUUGUAAAUAAGAUAAUUCACCCCGCUUGCAAUUUUCGGAGUCUUACGCGUCACUGUUAUAUUAGAGUAUACCCUGCUAUCGGAACUCCUCUAUGCUAUUUUAGGAAUCGUACGGUAUCACGUUAUACGGAAGUGGUUCAUCCUUCCCCAAUACUUUUGUUAUUUCAAAGGCACCAAUGUGUGUGUCGUUUGGGAGUAUCCGAGGUAGUAACUCCUUGGUGGUCUCGGAAUACUACAGGCAGAUUUAGCAAAGACAACACAACGUCAAAUAAGAACGCGAAGGCGUGCGGAACGGACUGAACGCGACUUCCAGUGUUCAAUUUUCCUCUCUGUCAUUGGCCAAAUCGGUUCUUAGAUCUGCGCGCGCCGUGGUGACUUUCGUCUCCUUGUCUUUGCCCAAUCCGCCUACUAUGUGCAAAAGCGGACUGACCCAGCCAUCUGUUGUGAUGCCUGGCUGUCGCUGUUCUAAUUUUAUGUUUCCAUUACUCGGGUAGGAAAUUACGGCCGUGGAGUGUACUUCAGCGAGUACCCUUCCUACUCCAUGAACUACAUCAGAGGUGCAUCAAAGCUCCUUCUGUGCCAGGUGCUCCCAGGAAAGGUUUAUCGAUGUACCAAUCUGAUUCACGGGGAGCCCUUGGAAACGGGGCAUGAUUCACACACCUCUCCAGACGGGAAGGAACUUGUGAUCUUUAACUCAUAUCAUAUCCUACCAUCCUACGUUGUUCACUAUGGUGAAGCUACAGGAGACUUCACAUACGAAAAGACUGUGACAUAG